GAGUGUGUGUGUUUUCUGUGUGCGAGUGUGUGUGUUGAACUGAGCGGAGGUGAAGAAGAGGAGGAUGAAGCUGGGAGCGGAGGAUGGGAGGAAGAGUGGAGUAAGAGACAGGCUAGCUGUGUGUGAAUGAGUGAGUGAGUGAGGAAGAGGAGAGGAAGGUCGUCGGAGGGACCGAAAACAAAGACUUGCAUAUUUUGGGGAUAACCUCCGGAACAUUACUAACUGAAACUUUCAACUUUUUACCCGCCACAUCUCGGCUUGUUGUGUCCGGAGCCGGCUUUGUUUCACGGCGGGGGUGUCUACGAUAAAUGAAGGAAUAAAAUAGAUCCCCAUCGACCUUUUUCUACCCAAGCAGGGAAUACCCUGGGACUGCUUUUGAUAAAGGUUACGAGAGAAUGGCGGCCAACAUGUACCGAGUGGGAGAUUAUGUGUACUUUGAGAACUCCUCCAGCAAUCCUUACCUGAUCCGUAGAAUAGAAGAGCUUAACAAGACAGCCAAUGGGAACGUGGAGGCAAAGGUGGUGUGUCUGUUUAGGAGGCGAGACAUCUCAGGAAACCUCAACACCCUGGCUGACAGCAACGCAAGAGAAUUUGAGGAGGAGUCGAAGCAGCCGACGCCGUCUGAACAACAGAAACACCAGCUCAAACACAGAGAACUCUUCCUGUCUCGACAGUUUGAAUCUCUACCUGCUACUCACAUACGGGGGAAAUGUAACGUCACCCUCCUCAAUGAAACAGACGUCUUGGCCGGCUACCUUGAGAAAGAGGACUGUUUCUUCUACUCGUUGGUGUUCGACCCCGUCCAGAAGACCCUACUGGCGGACCAGGGGGAGAUCCGCGUGGGCUCUAAGUACCAGGCAGAGAUCCCCGACAAGCUAGCUGAGGGUGAAUCGGACAACCGGAUCCAGGAGAAGCUGGAGACCAAGGUGUGGGACCCCAACAACCAGCUCAAAGACCCGCAGAUUGACCAGUUCCUGGUGGUGGCGAGAGCUGUGGGGACCUUUGCUCGGGCCCUGGACUGCAGCAGCUCCAUCCGCCAGCCCAGCCUCCAUAUGAGUGCAGCUGCAGCCUCCAGAGACAUCACACUGUUCCAUGCUAUGGACACGUUGCAGAAGAACAACUAUGACCUGGCCAAAGCCAUGUCCACCCUGGUUCCUCAGGGGGGGCCGGUGCUCUGCCGCGAUGAGAUGGAGGAGUGGAGCGCCUCAGAGGCAAUGCUGUUUGAGGAGGCUCUGGAGAAAUAUGGCAAAGACUUCAACGACAUCCGCCAGGACUUUCUGCCCUGGAAGUCUCUAGCCAGUGUGGUCCAGUUCUACUACAUGUGGAAGACUACAGACCGCUACAUCCAGCAGAAACGACUAAAAGCUGCAGAGGCAGACAGCAAGCUGAAGCAGGUGUACAUCCCCACCUACACCAAACCCAACCCCAACCAGAUCAUGGUGCCAGGCAGCAAGCCCGGUAUGAACGGGGCAGCAGGCUUCCAGAAAGGACUCAGCUGUGAGAGCUGCCACACGGCCCAGUCUCCCCAGUGGUAUGCCUGGGGCCCUCCCAACAUGCAGUGCAGACUGUGCGCCUCCUGCUGGAUAUACUGGAAGAAGUAUGGAGGCCUGAAGACUCCCACACAGCUAGAGGGUGCCGCUAGAGCUGGCUCUGAGUCAGGCCCCCGCGGUCACAUGACACGCCAGGAGGUCCAGGGCAUGUCGCCGUUCACCCGCAACGAGGGUCGAGCCAAGUUGCUGGCCAAGAACCGCCAGACGUUCAUCCUGCAGACCACCAAGCUGACCCGCAUCGCUCGGAGGGUGUGUGAGGACAUCCUGCAGCCUCGCCGCGCUGCACGACGGCCCUACGCCUCCAUCAACGCCAAUGCUGUCAAGGCUGAGUGCAUUAUCAGGCUGCCCAAAGCCACAAAAACACCUCUAAAGACCAAGGUGGUGCCUCGACAGUCCCUGGCCAACAUAGUGAAGGAAUUAGCCAUCUCCGCGCCUCUGAAACUGAAGGCGUCGAGAGGACCCCCGACACCCAUCAACAGGAAUCAGGCCAGCCAGCCCCGUGUGGGCCAAAGCCUGCUGGGAAAGAGAGGCUUCGAGACCGCUGCAGGGGUGCCCUACCCAGCCAAUGGGAGGCCGUAUACUUCAGGUAUGAGGACCACCUCUCAGUCGGUCAUCAAGCGGCAGAAGGUCAGCCAGGGGGAGGCACCCAACCCCGUGGUGUUUGUGGCUACAAAGGACACCAGGGCUCUGAGGAAACAUCUGACCCAGUCGGAGAUGCGUCGGGCAGCCAGGAAACCUCAUCUCCUGGUCCGGAUCAAACUGCCGCCGCCGCCCCCCCGCUCCCUGGCCAUGCCCCUGCUCCCCUCCAGCACCAGCGAACCCAUCGUCCUGGAGGACUGAAGGGGGAGGGACACGGGGGGUCUUUUAACAGGACAUGGGGGUGGGGUGGGAGUCGGGGAGGGUCUGUGCUCAGGCCGUCACUUAACAGGCAGCACAGUACGCCAUACCAGUAGUCUUUUAUUUUCCCUCUUUUCAGUGUCAUUUUUCUUUAAUCCUCUGUUACUUCCCCAACGUUGAUGUGUCCAACACACACACACACACACACACACACACACACACACACACACACACACACACUCUUAGAUGACUGUACAUUUCCCUCACAUUAAGCUCACACAUCAACACACCGACACUCACACGACACAAUGCAUUGGGCUUUGUAGUAUUUUAUUCCAGAUCCUGAAUUAUUUUUGCUCCCCUUUUCAAUGCCGCCUGUUUUUAAAUGUGUAAUUUAAAUCAAGAUAUUUCUCAUCCUGAAACAACGGUGAUAAAGCACACUUUGUUUUUUCCUACACGUCUCUAUCUUUGUGUAAAUAUAUGCACCAUGUACGGGGUAACACCCCCAGUGUGUGAGGAGAACGGGAGGUGGAAAUGGGAGACUGUUUGGGACAGCUGUAGCUGGCCGAAGGACUAAUUUGAUUAGAACGUUUUACUCAACCUCCAUUUCAUCAGGGAAAACUCUAACUGGCUAUUACUUGUAGCUCACUGACUGUGCUCAUGUUCGCUGGUAAUUAGGGAGACAUGUUGACAGAGCUGCACUCAGUCACUGUAAACUGAACAGUGUUCACCGCCAUUCGACUGAGUCUGUACCUUGACAACUUCUCAGAUCAUCAUCCAGGAGCCAACACAGGCCGGUUCCAGGGUUGAUGCAUCCUGACCGGUCACGGCCUUCACAUCUGUACCUCAGUCCCUCGGUGUCAAAAAUACUGAGUGAGCACAAAACAACUUGAGUACUGUGAAAGUCACUGUUGAGAGUGUAGAGACAGAAUAAAAGUCUAGACAAAGGGGUGAUGGAAUGUAGAGUGUAGUCGUCGUUUUACAGGUUGUAUCACUCAUACAAAAUCCGAAGUGCCACCCUGUUAGACGACGCCUUCUAAGUAUGUAUGUAGCAACCAUUAUUGUCUUUAUAAAUUAAUCUGCUGAUGAUCUUUUUAAUAUAUAUUUUAAAAAAAAUAAUGCUUAUCACAAUUCUCCAAAGCCCAAGGGGGCAUCUUCCAAUUGCUCGUUUCGACCCACCAUUAGUCCCAAAACCCAGAUAUUCAGUUCACUAUGACUUAAAUGUAUAAUCAGUCAUCAGAAUUGUUGAAGUUAAUACAGAAACAGCCACACGUGGUGUUAACCCUAUAUUGUCGCCAACCAGGUGGUUGUAUUGUUUGUACAGCCUGAACUGAAUCCUGAUUUACGACUUCCUGAUCCUGACUUUACUGCUCAAAUUUGUUUUGUGCUCAUUUGAUAGUUUUGUUGAUUAUUAACCCUCUAUACCGUCUCCACCUUGGCUAGGCGUCACAGUAGCCAUUUAAAAAAAGAAAAGUUAAAUCAAGGGUUGUUUUUGCAGUCGAGCUGCAUUUCGUCUUUUUUUCGAUAUCCACUUUUAGCCGGUCUGAAGAGAGAAAGUCUCGACCUCACCCUAAUAUGUUUGAACAGAUUUCCUGGAAUCAAAAGGGGAGAGCAUCAUCGCUCAAAGGAAAUCUGUAGGUUUACAGUGUAGGAGAGAUCAUAUGUAGUGUUUGAUAAAAGGAAAAUCGAAUGAUUGUGGUUACCAUGGAUUUGCACAAGUUACUGUGUGACUUGCCAUGACGAGAGAACACAUUUGGCUUUGAGGUACUAUGUUUGAGUGCACAAAAGUCCAAAGUGAAGCCAUAAUGUGCAAAACAAAAAAAGUUGACCUCAUUGUGAGUGGUCACUUUAAUCCACGCUGUAAUGUUAGAUGAAAGCCACAGCAUUUCUGACAGCGUACUGUUUGGUUGGUUUGAAGGAAACUGAUGCGAUUAUGUUACUGAUCAGUUGAUAAGUCUGUUAAAAAAAAAUAAGCAGCAAUGCGUAAAUGUACAGAAGACAAUUAGGGCCAAAAAUGAAGUUCUGAAGUAAUAUUAAAAGUUUCAAAAAGAGUCUUGGAUUAAAGUCUGGAUUCUUUCGGAACUUUUUUUCCCAUAUGGCCUUGAUCAUCUUCUGUAAAUGUGUAUGAUGAUGCAGAACCAGAAUGAUGUUUUUGAUUGUGAUUGGGUAUGAUAACCAUGUGAAAGGAAUCUUCAGCUGUCUCAACGUGCUUUCAUUUCCUUUUGUUCAUUUUGAUUCCCCCCGUUUGUACCAUUAUCAAAGGGUGAGCACUAAAAGCAAGUUGUCAAUUGGAUGGUUAUACUUCCUGUGAAUCUCCACAGCAGUGAGCGCUUACACAGGUUUUAUAAGCAAGUUUUGGUCCCAAUGUGGGCUUAAUGUAAUAUUUCUCCAAAAAAAAGAAAAGAAAUUUGAAGUGUUGAGUUUGUAGCAAAUACUAAUCUGUGUUAAGACAAGUGGAAAACUGGCAUAUUUUCAACUUUUUUUUACAUCUGAAGUGUGUAAUUCUGCUCCAUUAUUGUGGAGAUGGCUCUAAUAGGCUUACUGUACAUGUGGAACAUUGCUCUCCUUCAUAGGGUGGGUGGGUGGGUGGGGGGGUCAUUUGAACCAGGGGUGACAUUCAAAAGGGACAGGGUGCUGAUUUUUGUAUGAUGGAGAGACAAACAUGCUACAACUGAAACUUUUUCUCAAGUGUUUUUUAUUCCGAUGUCUCUGUAUCCUUUAAUGUAUCUUGAUAAGAAAAGAAAUAAAGAAUUUUUUUUUCUUCGUGG
This is a messenger RNA of Sander lucioperca (pikeperch), 5155 nucleotides long. It is a transcript of the gene mta2, whose product is annotated as metastasis associated 1 family, member 2. Gene Ontology annotation, cellular component: nucleoplasm; NuRD complex. Bases 396 to 2390 code for a protein of 664 amino acids. The transcript is spliced from 18 exons. The record is from RefSeq and is a predicted model, not a curated record. Gene Ontology annotation, biological process: negative regulation of transcription by RNA polymerase II. NCBI's taxonomy places the organism in Eukaryota, Metazoa, Chordata, Actinopteri, Perciformes, Percidae. Gene Ontology annotation, molecular function: sequence-specific DNA binding; zinc ion binding; transcription corepressor activity.